AUGCCACGAUCAAGAAGUGCAACACCCUCAUCACGACGUUCUCGUUCGCCUCUAUCGGAUCAUGAUAGUGACAGUGAACGAGCCAAUGAAUAUCGCGUUCAUAUAGCUGAAUUGACGCCGGGUGUUCAAGAAAGCGAAGUACGUAAAAUGUUUCAACGUUACGGUACACUUUUGGAUGUUUGGGUUGCGAGUGCAUCGUGCUUUGCAUUUGUUGUCUAUAAACUCAAGGAAGAAGCUCAAAAAGCAAUCGAUCAUAUGGAUGGAAGAUCAUUUGGAAAUAAUCGUUUAAAGGUAACAUGGGCAAGACCACGAGCUCGAAACCGUGCUCCACGUCAUGAUCCAAAUAUGCGUUGCUAUAAAUGUGGACAACGAGGACAUUUCAGUCGUGAAUGUGAUGGUCAAACGACAGAUAGACGUCCAUCGCGUCGUCGUGACAAUGACUACGAUCAAUUCUCAUCAUCAAGCUAUAGACAGUACUCGAGGUCUCGUUCACCGUUUCCAUCACCUGCAAUGCCGCCAUCAUCCUAUUUUCGUCAUGGAAUGCCAAUGUAUUCGUCGUUGUCGCGACGCUAUGAUCCUACUAUGGAUGGAUAUUUUCCACAUCAAGAACGAUCAAAUGGUCAUGAUUAUCGUUAUCGAGAUCGUGGUACACGAUUAACACCACCAUCGGCACGAGCCAGAUAUAAUCGCCGAUGA
Messenger RNA from Rotaria socialis, 696 nucleotides. The record is from the annotation of a GenBank genome assembly. Lineage: Eukaryota; Metazoa; Rotifera; Eurotatoria; Philodinida; Philodinidae.